AUGGCCGACUCACGAGAGUCACAGCACUCGCUGCUCCCAGAAGAAGAGGACUUGGUCUCACAGCCAUGGCAUCCUCUCGGGCGAUCAUCUUCCGAAGACGAUCCCAUCUUCAUCGACAGAGAGAGUUUCUCCGAUAGCGUGUUUCGCGAAGUCGGCCUGGGCAUCUCCCAACCAUCUCCGCCACCAGGGACGCUCCCUCGAGGAAAACGAGAUUCUUAUCUCUCUAGCGGCACCAGCCAGCCCAGCCAGCCCACGACCCCGGGGUUCUUGAAAACUCCUCAAGAAACCCCCGGCCUCUCGCCCGGCCUGUCGCAAACCCACCCUGUUCACCUUCCUAAUUGUCCCACCCGCGAAUCUCUGUUCAAACGGCGCAUAUCAUGGAUUCCAGUUACGAUCCUGAUUCUGGCGUUCUAUGCGACAUGCGGCGCCGGAACGUACUUGGUGAUUGCGAUCUGGGGCCCCAGAUGGAAGAGCAUUGGUAGCACCAGCGGAACGGCUCCGUCGACGGCCAAUUUACUGUGUGCUUUCUUUGCAAAGACCAUCGAAUUGGCCUAUGUUACAAUCUGUGUGGCCUUUCUGGGCCAGGUACUGAGCCGCCGCGCGUUGACGAAGAACUCGCGGGGGAUCAGCCUCGCGGAUAUGAGCAUGCGAACGUGGAUCAUGCAACCGGGGUCAAUGAUUGUCCACUGGCAGACGCUUCGAUACUCGGCUCUCACGUUCCUCGGAAUGAUCGCAUUGGUCGCAUCCUUUGUAGCGAUGCUAUAUACCACUGCCGCCGAAGCCUUAGUAUCUCCAAAACUCAUCAUGGGGCCUGUCGAGGACAUUCAGCUCUACGGUCAAGUCUCGGCCAGUUUUGCCAAUACCAUCUAUCUGGAGCGGACGUGCCAAACUCCAAUCUCCGUGCAAAUGGAUCCCUACAAUCGCAACUUGACUUGCUUCGACCUGGAACACGUAGGAAGUGCCUACCACAACUACCAGCAAUGGAUCAGCAACUGGGCGGGGCUGGUGGAAGAGAAUCCGUUAUCGGACAACCUGUAUCGACGCCCGCCACCGACCGGUUCGAUUUGGGACAAUACCACCGUCAUCGGCGCCUAUAUCGAAAUUCAAAACAUGACCGAGCUCUCCAAGAAACACGGCCGCUUUGUCCAAAAUGUGACCACGGCUUUCCCGCACGGCAACGUUCCCCGUGCUGCCUUUGACGGGAUCAAUCAAAUUCGCCAGCCGGUUGACGCAUCCGGGGGAGGGAAGUAUAACAUCGAAGCUGCGGUGCCUUCUCCGGCAAUGAACGUGCUUUGCGCCGGCAUGACCGCGGAGGAACUCGCCCCCAUCGUGUAUACCGCCUGGCCCAAUUCCAGCGAUUUCAACGCGACCACCUGGAGCGUCAAGCCCUCGAGCAACAUUCCCGUCAAUACGACCUGGUACAAUAGCACGGUCGUCGACGAUCUCUUCGGCUUCGGUGAGAAAUACGGCCAGCAGCCCCGAUCUUCGGGACGCAUCUCCUCUCCCGAGUACGUCUUGUGCGCUAUCCGCGCCAAAGAAACCGGGAAAUGCUCAACUUCCUACCGGGCUGCCUCCAGCGGGGCCGUCCUCUUCGCCAACUGCGAUGAAGACGGUAACAAGUACCAAUACAAUAAACACGAUAAGAACUUCAAGGAAGGCAUCUGGUCUGCCGAUUACAAGAAUGUCGUCGGCCAAUGGGCCAGCUCCGUCUCCCUAGGAUCCGGAAUCACGGGCGCGGACGCAAGCAGCGAGCGCCUGAUCAUGCAAAUGAUGCCGUCCUACGACAACGCCACCGACUCCUACUCCCUCAGCCCGCAACUGCCGUCCAUUGGCGAGGCGCUGUCCGGCUGGAAUUACUCCGGCGCCAACGAUAUGCUCGACGAGCCUGUGUACCAGCACUUCCCUGCCGCGCUCCAGGCGAUGGUGUACGCGUCCGGCGAAACGGAGAAGUGGCAGGGCAUCUUCUACGUCAUCCUGGUCUUCGCGUUCCUCACCAGCGCCAUCGUCUUCGUGUUCUUGAUCUUCGAGGCCCGCGGCCACCAGGUCACCGAUUUCACCGAGCCACAGAAUCUCUUCGCGAUUGCUGUGAAUAGUCCGCUGACGACCCGGCUCGACGGUGCGUGUGGCUGUGGGCCUGUGGGGAGACAGCUCAAGGAGCGAUGGUAUAUUGGGAUGGAAGAGGAAGACUCUCACUUCUAUAUCCGGGCCAAGGCGGACAAGGAUAGUCCGUAUGGCUUUCCUUCGGAUACGGGGAAGACAUCGGGGUAUUCACGGUUUGAUAACCUGGAGGUCGAGGAAUCGAGCUUGAAGCCGGCGAGUCCGGCUGCGAAUGAUUACCGUCGUCUUUCGAGGCAGACCUCUUGGCUGGGCAGGUUUUAUUGA
Penicillium chermesinum is the source of this 2382-nucleotide messenger RNA. RefSeq lists its product as uncharacterized. The record is from RefSeq and is a predicted model, not a curated record. NCBI's taxonomy places the organism in Eukaryota, Fungi, Ascomycota, Eurotiomycetes, Eurotiales, Aspergillaceae. Bases 1 to 2382 code for a protein of 793 amino acids. The transcript is spliced from 4 exons.